UGGGAGGUGCCACACAAUUUGAGCUGCUCUAGCAUAAGGGUAACACUGACUCAUAAAUGACAUAUACAUACGUAUCAUAAUACAAAUAACAACAGAGAGUUCAGUUGUUUUUCAUUUGGGGUUAAACGUACAUAACCCCGGAUGCUCUUCCUCUCCAUAAGAGGAGAGUGGGUAUUAAUAUUACUACAUGUCAGGUGUCAGAUAUUAAUAUGAAUGUGUGCAGAGAGCAGCCAGUCGGGGGAGGUGGAGAGGAGGCUGGCAGAGAGCGAGAGAAUCCACACCUCUCAACUCUCUCUUCUUCAGCAGCAACUCCAGCUGGAGACCGAAAAGAGAGAGAUGGCAGAGAGGUUGGUGAAAGAGGUGAGGUCAGAGGUGGCCAUUGGAAUGGAGGAUGUCACUCCAUCUCUACCCUCCUCUCUUCCUGGAGAGGAGAAGACUCUGGUGAACUACGUGAACAUGGCUGUUACCUGGGGCCAGCGACUGGUUCGCAAUCCAAAUAUUGUGCUGACCAGACUGCUGCGAACUACUCCACAGACAAAACUAUUUUUUCUGGCCUACUUCAUUCUCCUACACAUCAUCCUCCUUUUCAUCCUCAUCCUAUAAAACGCAAAGUUCCGGACUCUUUUGUGUAUUUCCGUAAUUUUCUGGGCGUUGUCCCCAAACGUUUUCGUAGUCUUCGUAGUCUCUCCGCUUAUUCCCGCACAUUGGGCGUGGUAAUUUCGGCUCAAUUAGCACGUUUUACGCCUCACGUGGUUAGCCAAGCAGCAAGGAGCUAUAUAGCUAGCUGGAUAGCUAUAUGCAAGGUGUGUGAGUUCUGUUUGAGGGAGAAAAGCAUGGCGCAGCCGGCAUAUCCUUCUCUGGAGCCAGAGGGCGGGAAGAUCGGGUUCGAGGGGCUCGCACCUGAGGGCGAUCAGCGAACAGCUGCAGGCAGUUUCUCGGUGCAGUUCACCCCGAGCGCCGGAGACAAGCAGCAGCUGAACGACGAGACGCAACCUUCGUACAAGACUUUCGAGGCAGGGGGCGAGCCGCCGACCCAGGCCAGCAGCGAGGAGAUCAAUCUCUUGGAGAAAGGGACGACCCAGUCCGAGGCUGAGAAGAAACACAAGGAGCAGACUGUUCGUUUCGACGAUGACAUCCGGAGAAUUGACUUCAUCCUGACCUACACGGACGACAUCUCGGACCCAAAGAAGAAGAAGAAGAAGAAGGGGGGAGAUGUAGAGGACGAGGAGGACGGGGCGGGACCUGUGCAGGACGAUGAUUCCGAACAGAAGAAGGAGAAACGGAGAGCCAAGCGACAGAAGUUCUUGGACUCUUGCGUGGAGCUGGGUCUGCAGUAUGAGAUCCAGGACUGCAAGGUACGUAUAUACAACACUAUGCAUGUCUUGUACACAACUGUAUCAGUGAUACAUAAUUCGGACAGUAAUGGGAAUUAA
Geodia barretti is the source of this 1433-nucleotide messenger RNA. The record is from the annotation of a GenBank genome assembly. Lineage: Eukaryota; Metazoa; Porifera; Demospongiae; Tetractinellida; Geodiidae.